Messenger RNA from Camponotus floridanus (Florida carpenter ant), 672 nucleotides. RefSeq names its product interstitial collagenase. Bases 1 to 672 code for a protein of 223 amino acids. The record is from RefSeq and is a predicted model, not a curated record. Lineage: Eukaryota; Metazoa; Arthropoda; Insecta; Hymenoptera; Formicidae. Gene Ontology annotation, molecular function: metalloendopeptidase activity; zinc ion binding. The transcript has a single exon. Gene Ontology annotation, biological process: proteolysis. Gene Ontology annotation, cellular component: extracellular matrix.
AUGACGCCCGUCGCUUUAUCGCUCGCGCUGACGAUAUCCCUGCUCACGGCCGUCGCGGCGACGCUGACCUACGAUGACGUCGCGGAGGCGUCCUGUUAUCUUCGAACCUACGGCUUUCUGGAGAACGAGGAGAAUCAUCAGCAGUCGUCGUCAUUGGACAACGCGAUCACCCUGAACGAAGCGCUAUCAUUGUUUCAGAAAUACUACAGUCUGCCGGGAAACGGCGUUCUGAUCGUGGAAACGAUUCGCGUCAUGCGCAGGUCGCGAUGCGACGUCGCGGACAUUCACGCUUACAGCCCAUUGACGAGAAAGUGGCCGAGAACGCAUCUCAUGUGGAACUUCAGACUAGCGAACAGAGAUACUCUGCGCACGAUUCAGAGCGCGUUCGCUCUGUGGUCCAAGCAAUCCUCUCUGACGUUCUCGCGCGACCCGCUGCAACCCGAUAUACUGAUAUCCUAUCAAUCCGGCGCUCACGCAUACGAGAACAGCGGGGACUCGUGCCCGCCGCCACGGGUGCCGUUCACGGGACCGAGAUCGGUCGUCGCUCACGCGUUCUUUCCGACCGGAGCGCCCAAUCAAGUGACUGAGGUACACGUCAACGAGACGGAGCCGUGGCACAUCACGCUGGCCAGGCCCCCGUCGGACAAGCUGUAUCUUCUUCAGAAACGCUGA